UCGUACAAGACUGCAAGAGAUAAAGGGAACAGCUCCCCAAGCAUCAAGAGCUUUCCAGCCAUAUGUGCGUAAAAAUUUCUUCCCAUGCCACGUGACAGAGGAAGAGGCGCAGACCCAUUACACAAUAAUAAAAAUAUGCCUUUGGCAACAUUGAGCCAAAACCUGGAGCUGCUGCAAGAAGCUAGCAAUCUGCACAAAAAGGAGUAAAACAUUAAUAAAAAAGACAGAAGUCAAUCUUGCACACCCCUCAGGACACUGCUGCGGCAGGACAGGGCUUGGACUCCAUGCAUGACAGCGAUCUGCAGCAAAACAUCUGCUUAAAAUAGUGUCAGUUCCCAGCGCCUGUCAAGAUCUCACUGAAGAGAUUAGUCGUGGCUGCACCAUGAUCUCCGCUGUCCUCCUGCUCUGGACUGUGCCCUGUGUGGCAAACCACAUUCUCGGGGGCUUUGCCAAGGGAGCGCUGCAGGAAGGUCCCCAGCUGGCGUGCAGCCUGCCAGGACCCCCUGGGCCACCUGGCCCGCCCGGCGCACCCGGGGCUCCGGGGACAGUCGGCAGGAUGGGCUUCCCAGGCAAAGAUGGCAAGGAUGGCAAGGAUGGGGAUAAAGGCGAGCACGGCGAUGAAGGUCCACAAGGCAGAACAGGAAACCCUGGCAAACCAGGACCAAAGGGAAAAGCAGGAGCAAUUGGCAAGGCAGGCCCACGAGGGCCCAAGGGUUUAAAGGGUAAUCCUGGAAAAAACGGGGCACCAGGAAAGAAAGGGCCCAAAGGGAACAAGGGCGAGACCGGGAUGCCAGGACCCUGCACCUGUAAUGCUAACAAAGCCAAAUCUGCCUUCUCUGUGGCAGUCUCAAAGAGCUACCCAAGGGAAAGGCUGCCCAUCAAAUUUGACAGGAUCCUGAUGAAUGAGGGAGGACACUACAAUGCUUCCAGUGGGAAAUUUAUAUGCAGCAUCCCAGGUAUUUACUACUUCACUUACGAUAUCACUUUGGCCAACAAACAUUUGGCCAUUGGCUUGGUCCACAACGGGCAGUACCGGAUCAAGACUUUUGAUGCCAACACUGGGAACCAUGAUGUUGCCUCUGGAUCAACCAUCCUUUCUCUGAAGCAGGAAGAUGAAGUAUGGCUGCAGAUCUUUUACUCAGAACAAAAUGGGCUCUUUUAUGAUCCCUACUGGACAGACAGCUUAUUUACCGGUUUCCUGAUAUAUCCUGAUCAAGAUUAUUACAAUGAAAUAUAAGAUGAGAAACUAGUCCGUGAGAAAAAAUAGGAAAUGCGCAAAACCUCAGUCCAGCAAAGUGUAGCCUGUACGUGGAUAUGUGUGGGAUUAUCAUACAAUCCCACAUUUUUGGCGCUAACAGCCUGUAUUGGCUAUUUAGAUAUUUACUUGACAUCAUCAACUAGUCCACAGGGUACCAGGACCAGUAGGACUCACCUUUAAGCAGCCUCAUGAAUCUCUAAGUCUCGAAGUUGCCCAUUAUGUUUUCCAUGAGGAUUCCAACAGGCCAUGCACAUGUAAUUCAAAUACUGGUACGGAAUGCUUUGAGUAUUAUAAAGCAUGAAAACCAACAACCAUUCCCUGAAAGCUGAGCGCAGAAGUGCCACUGAUGCUGGAGACUAUCACUGCAGCUCCUCCCCCUACACCCCAUAAUAGUAAUAAUCCUUGCCAAUAUGGAGUUACACUUUACCAGCUGCUUAAGAGUCAGGAAGUUGUCACCUAAAGUUGUAAAAGUAAGAGUGGCUCUCUGCCUCAUCAAAGCAGUACUAACAAGUAAAAGCCUCUGGUCUAAAUAGGAGAUGACACAAAAGAGAGAUCUCAUUUUUAAAGGUAAGACUCCUCAGAAGACACAAGAUGUUGUACCGAGCAUCACUGGCGUUUCUCAGAUUUCAGCUUCAAUAUACCAGCGCUGGUGUCCUGCAUUUGGUUUCAGACAAGCGUUGGUAAGCUGUGACCAGAACCUGAAGUGGACUGGGGAAGCCAGAUACCUGUGGGCCUCGAGCUAUGGUGGAGGCUGAACUUUACAGAUAAGACUCAACUGGCAAAGACAGCAUGAGCCUUCACUCCAGAAACAGGUUCAUUAAUAACCCCCUGCUUCAUCCCCUCCAGCUUUUGCUGGAAGGAGAUGCUUGUGGUGCUGCUGAGAUCCUCCUUGAGGGCUUAAUGCUACAACUAGACCCUGUAUCUUACUGCUGCUUUGCUUUUCUGAUGUUGUAUGUCAAAUAUUAUGGAUGCUACGAAAUCAGUGUUGCGAUUCUAAACUGUAUGGAAAAAAACCCAGAAAACUAAAAAGCUGAACUUUUGCUCAGCUGAACCUUUUUUAUUUUGCUAAACAGCUUUGCAACUUUUUGUUUUUCUCCUCUGUAUCAGCUAAUACAGGGACAUGCUCCAAAAGGGUUCACUAUUACCAGAGCAAAGAGUUCUAUAAAGCCACUCCGUCUGGUUGCCACGCCCCAGGGCAUCCAGCGUUCAGCAGAGGCCUCUGUCGCAGUAGCCAGAUGGAAGGAGUUUCUUCCCCACUAUCAGCGGCAUCUUCCUGGUUUCCAGUCAUACUUCACAUCUUCUUUAUCACUUGGUGAAAACUCUCGUGAAAUUCCAGCUCCUCUGAUCCUCAUAUGUAGGCAUUGAAGGGAUAUCUCAUAAGAACAAAUAUUUUUUUUAAUCUUAUUUUUACAAGUCAAAAUACUUGCAUGAUUUUCAUGAACUAUAGUAAUUGUGUUCUAUCUUACAAAAAUCCUUUCAAAUACAUUUUAUAAAAUAAAGCUGAA
Athene cunicularia (burrowing owl) is the source of this 2763-nucleotide messenger RNA. It is a transcript of the gene C1QTNF2, whose product is annotated as C1q and TNF related 2. The transcript is spliced from 3 exons. The record is from RefSeq and is a predicted model, not a curated record. Gene Ontology annotation, molecular function: protein binding. The coding region runs from base 383 to 1237 and encodes 284 amino acids. NCBI's taxonomy places the organism in Eukaryota, Metazoa, Chordata, Aves, Strigiformes, Strigidae.